CCGAGUUCAUGUCUGCGACAAUUCUUCCUUCCUGUUCGCCAGCAUCCAUGUCUGGCUUCCCACUCGUCGACGACCUCAUCGUCUACGUCUUUGAGGUCAUAUUUUACUCUUCCACAAACGACGGACGCCUUCUAAACACCUGUGACAUCGCCCGUCUCGCUAGGGUGUGCAGGCGCUUCAGGGAGCCAGCACUAAAUGUCCUGUGGUCUUUCUUAGAGACGCCUGCGCCUCUGGUCCUUUGCGCACCGGAGGAAAUGAGGAUGGUUGAUGAGAAACGGAUAGUUAGAUUAUUACGGCCGCCAAAAGUUUCAGACUGGAACAUCGUAAGGCCGUAUGCCCGUCGCGUCAAGAAACUCGGCUACUUCGACGACGCGGGUCGGUUCUGCCGCCCGCCGCCGCUGCUGCCCACCGUCGACUUUGCAAUCGUACGCGAGCUACUCAGGAUCUGCACCGAUGAUGUCUUCUUGCCGAAUCUGGUCUCGCUUAACUGCGAGGCACUGUCGCCCCAGACUCUCACAGUCACUGAGUUCUCGAAGAUUGCCAACUUCUGCUCAGCAGAUCUCUCUCGACUGCUGCUCAUCAUCCCCCCUGGCGCAACGCCAGUCAAUGCAACUGAGGUGUUGAACUCUUUACAGCGGUCGUGCCCGGUGGUUACGGUCUUGUCUAUAUCUGCCGGAUUUCGAUACAACCCAUUCGAUCUCCAAUUUAGGGGCCCAUGGCUGGAGAACUUGCGCGUGCUGACGCUCAUGAGCGUAUCACUAUCCUCUGAAACGAUUGCAGAGCUCGCCGUCGCCCCGCGUCUGCAUACCCUCAAGUUCAGUCUCACAGACACCUUCAACCCGACCGCUUUCCGUGCGCACCUUGGCCUCAGUCGCUCCCCGUUGCGUCAUCAGCCGUCAACUUUUGCAUAUUUACGCGUACUCCACCUUCGUGCACUACAAAUCGCACUCCUCACGGGAUUUUUCGACGCCGUUAGCCUGCCUCAUUUACUGGACACGACAAUCCUGUACCACGACAAUAGUGGACCGUCGGACAUCAGCCCCGCUUUACGUGGCCUCGAAAAGUCAUGCCAGGCGCGUAUCCUUCGUACUCUCGCAUUCUCGUGCAUGGCACCGUCAAAGAGACCGGCUUCCAGCCCAACUAUCCUCGCUGGCUCGGGUGUGCUGACUACCGCGGGUGCACAGUUGGCCGACACCCUCCCAGACAUUUCCCCACCUUCCCUCGUACUCCAUCCCAUCCUCAGCUUUUCCACUCUGCGUGUUCUGUCCAUCAGUCAUCCCCUUCCAAUAAUUGAUGACGAUUUCAUUGGGCGCUUAUCUGAAAACCUCGGCGCUUUGCAGACGCUCAAUAUCUCAGGCCCCAAGAGACUUUCUCCCGCAAGUCUCGUUGCUCUGGCGCAGAACUGCCGUGAGCUCCGGCAGCUAGCUAUGGCUUUCGACGGUACGGAACUACCCGCCAUCAAGAAGCGGAAACCGUUGACGCCGCUCCGCGCAGCAUCGUCGCCUAGCACGAAACAAGGAGCAGAGGGAGAGUGCGUUGUUACCCCCCAGCAGGCGCUGAAGGUGUUCAACGUUGGGGUGUCGAUCUUCCGCAAUGCCACUGCGAUGGCAAGUUUCAUCGAUGCAAUUUUCCCCAGCACUGACUUGCUUUAUAUUGACCCCUGCUGGGAUGGCGUGUCAAGUAGGAUGAAGAGCAUGAGGCUUGCUCAACAGUCACUCGGUGGAUCGGUCUCAGGGGCCUCAAGGGGUGCCAAGCGGAAAUUCGAUUGA
Molecule: messenger RNA, 1769 nt
Organism: Coniophora puteana RWD-64-598 SS2
Lineage: Eukaryota; Fungi; Basidiomycota; Agaricomycetes; Boletales; Coniophoraceae
Exons: 2
Coding region: 9-1769 (586 amino acids)
Source: RefSeq, a predicted model, not a curated record